UGACGCCAUCAAGUCCCAGCCUGCUUUGCGCGGCGCCCGACUGGAAGGUGACACGAAAGGAUAAAAAGGAGAAAAACUAAUCAAAAAAGAGGAUAUUAAGCGCGAGGUCAACGAUGGCCUCCGCGUACCUCAGCCACCAGCAGAAAGUUCUGCGACUCUACAAGAAGUCGCUGAGACAUAUCGAGUCCUGGUGCAUUUUUCGGGACAAGUACCGCUUCUACGCGUGCCUUCUGCGCGCCCGCUUUGACGAACACAAGGACGAGAAAGACAUGAUAAAGGCCACCAAGCUGCUGAAGGCCGGCGAGGAGGAGUUCUGGGACAAGCAGCACCCGCAGCCCUACAUCUUCCCAGACUCGCCCGGCGGGACAUCCUACGAGCGCUACGAGUGCUACAAGGUCCCAGAGUGGGUCUUGGAGCACUGGCACCCAUCCGAGAAGGCCAUGUACCCCGACUACUUUGCCAAGAGGGAACAGUGGAAGAAGCUGAGAGAGCUCAGCUGGGAUAAAGAGGUGGCUCAGUUGCAGGCGGAGACUCCGGCCGACGGACCCAAGACUGAAGCGCUCCCUCCAGCCCGCCGCGAGGGCGACCUGCCGCCUCUGUGGUGGCAGUUCGUCACCCGCCCCAGGGAGCGCCCCACAUGAAUGCUUCACUUGACUUCAGAUGACCGCUGUGAUGAGCGUGAAUAAUCCCUCCACCUCCCUAACACGUAAAUAAAGAUGUGAUGAAGAAAUGACUUUUUUUUUUUUCUUGUCAAAAUGCA
Corythoichthys intestinalis (scribbled pipefish) is the source of this 760-nucleotide messenger RNA. It is a transcript of the gene ndufb9, whose product is annotated as NADH:ubiquinone oxidoreductase subunit B9. Gene Ontology annotation, biological process: mitochondrial electron transport, NADH to ubiquinone. The record is from RefSeq and is a predicted model, not a curated record. The coding region runs from base 114 to 641 and encodes 175 amino acids. NCBI's taxonomy places the organism in Eukaryota, Metazoa, Chordata, Actinopteri, Syngnathiformes, Syngnathidae. The transcript has 4 exons.